GUUUUCUUACAGAUUCAGGCAAGCCAUUACUGAGUGGUCAUUUGCUGAGAUAUAUACGUGUAUCAAUCCCUCCUGUGGUGUGGAGAACAUAACAUGGAAGUUGAGAACAGUGCACAGACGAUAUGGUAACUUUAUUGUGUGAAGCUAGUGGAAAUAACGCCCCCACCAUGGCCGGAGGCUUUCCCCGUAGUUGUUCCUGGUCCGUCACGCCCGCCACCCCGCCGGUGGCCACCCUCUCGCCCCCGGAGCUGCCGCCACAAGCCAGGGAGGGCGGCCACCGCAGCAGGUGUUACAAUGACAUCUUUGAAAAACGUGCCAGUGUAUCGAUGGUGAUGAGCGCUCUCCGGAGCCCCACUCGCCCAGAAACUCACAUUCCGCGUGCAGACCGCAGCCCACGCCGCUCUCUGGGGGCAGUCUGGCGCGUCUCUUCCUCUAGUCCCGCACGCCAGCUGGGAGCCUGGUUAGGGCGAAGGCCGCGUUCCUUCGCUGGCACGGAAGACACCGGGGCGAGCCUGUACAUCAGUGGCCAGACUCUAGCGCCACCUACUUCGCCUGUGCCAUCACUGUGUUCCUCUUCUCCGGAACUGCCAUCGCCUCUUGAUGUGUCUGGCGGCCAACACCCGUACGGGGGGUCGGCCAGCACGGCUGCAUGCCUCAGCAGCAGCCCGUCAGCCACCUCCCUCGCCGCCCUCACGAAGACCAUCGCCCCGCGGCGGCCGACGCGUUUGGUCAUCAGUGGGCGCGCGCGGCCGCGUCGCCCCUAUCAUACGCCUUGUGUUACUAGGUUGUGCAAUGUGACAGUGACUCGGCUACAAGUAACACUCCCUCUUGGAGGCGACUUGAAUUCUGUCACCCUCGCCGUCAAGAUGCAGUCCUCUAAGAGAACUCUUCGCUCAAAUGAAAUCCCUGUCCCUCCCAGUGGCACCCUUGACACAGAGCUCCAGCUCACCUUCUCCCUACAGUACCCACACUUCCUGAAGCGAGAAGGCAAUACCUUGCAAAUAAUGUUACAACGGCGCAAGAAAUAUAAAAACCGUGCAUUUCUUGGGUUCAAGACUCUAGCUGUUGGAAUCAUCAACAUGUCUCAGGUUUUGCAGCGCCCUGUUGACCGUGACCUAGAACUGUACAGUGAGGGCAAGGAGAAAGGCUCCCCACUGGCCAAAGUCACAAUGGUGUCCCUCUCUUCACAACCCGUUGACACAGAUGAACCCGGAGAUAGAACAAAAUCCUUCAUGGCUGAUAAUCCUGCCCUGGCUCCUCUUACGGCUCUGAUCUUGCGGCGGCUCAUGCAAGGUACAACACAAGAAGGCUGCUCAUCAUUAUACCCUGAUAAUGCUCUUGGCCAACUCCCAUUCCAACCCCGGAUGCCGGCUCUCGAAGAUCGGUCAGUGGAUCUUGUGGAAGUGUACAGUGAUGAUGAUGAAGACUACAGUUCACAAGAUGAAGGAAGCGACUCUGAACCCAUUCUGGAAGGCGAAACAAGACGAUCACACCACCACCAUCACCACCACCACUUGAGAUCAAACACUCGUUCUAAAAGUUUACCUCCAAAUGCUCGACAACGAAAUCUGAAACAAAGGUUUAUUGCUUUGCUCAAGAGAUUUAAAGUUCCUGAGGCCUUUGAACAAGAUCAAGAGUUGGAUCCUAGAACUGGUGCUGAGGUAGAUGAAGCUGAAAUUGAAGAUUUGUUUGAUGAACUAGAAGGUCUAAGUGACUCUGGACCAGAAGUUGACACAAUCUCCAUCACCUCCACCCCCAAACCCUCACUCCGGCCAUACUUCUCCUCCUCUCGAUCCUUACUUAAUGAAGGGGGUCCAUACCUGCGAUUGAAGGUGCCAGGUGCGUUGCGUCCUCAUGGUGUCAAAGCAGAUAAGGUGGGAGCAGACAGAUUAAGUGAUGAGAGCAGUAAACGUGCAGACAGUGACCACAUGGAGAACUGGACCGACCAGGAGCACUCUGACCCCCAGUGCAUCGCCUCCUCUCCCCCACGGGACGACAAGAACAAAAGCAACAAAGCUAAAUUGUUCAACAGAGAUCGCAGCAACAUGUCUCUGAAGGAACGGAAAAGUAUCUCCUCCACUGGCGGAUCAACACCACGGCAAGAAAAGACAGCUGUGGAGCGCUCCAAUUCCAGUGCCAACGUGGAUUCUAGUCCAAGGAAAGUAUUAUUAGAACAGUUGGCAAGAGUAUUACCGGUCGAGGACGUCCAGCUCCCCGACCAUGUGAUUCUGGUCAACACAGCAGAGUCUCACGGGCCUCUACUGGCAGCGCACCUCACCGAGCAUGGCCACCGGGUCAUCACAACCAUGGCCCUAGCGGAUGUUAAGGCCACCGUGUCUCAUCUUGUAAAUAAGCUUCAGAAAUUCUGUAAUAGUAACCUAAAGGCCCCGGGUCCGAUGAAGGUGGUGGUGGUAGGCUCCGACCUGUACAUCAGCUGUGUUCUGAGGCCAUAUGUCGAUCAGUUCUCGUCAAAACCUCCAGACUUCCAGAAUCACAUUAGAUUCCUUAUCAUUCCUCUUGGUGUAAAUAGUCUAGCAAAGUACUUAGGGUCAAUAGAUUCUACAUAUGGUGCAGCUUUUGUUAGUGAAUCCUGGAGAGAAGUCAUAGAGAGAUGGGAAAAGCCAGAUGUACAGGAAGUUGUCAACCGUGUCCAUAGAUACCUGACACAGGCACAGCAGACACUGCACCUCCCCAUUGCUGAAGCCAUGCUGACUUACAAGGAAAAGAGCGGAGACGAUGAGUCCUCACAAGCUUUCGUGCCAUUCAUCAUGGACGUGCGGUUGGGGAGCGGUGAUGUGACUUCAACCUCAGUUGAUCUGGAAGACACCAUAACAGCCCCUGCAGCUGUCAUCCUUCCUGGGUCACCCCCAGCAGCAUCCACUCCCACCUCAGGACUGAACAUUGAUAAAGCCCGGGAAAAUAUAACACCGCCAUCAUCACCCAACAUCAAUAGCUCACACUUAGCCAACUAUAAAAUACUGGGAGAAAGUGGAUGGCAAGAGCCACUAGACCUCCAGGUUGAUUACUGGCUAGUCAGAGGUUCUGGCCGAGAAGAAAAAGAAAAGGACAAGGAAAAGGAGAAGGCUCGCAUUGAGGGAGGGAAGUACACUCUCAAAACAAGCUUUCGCACAUUGCAAGUUGCUCGUCUUGCACCUCUUGGAGUGACUCAGCCAUUUGAUCCCAGUUCCUGUCAUCACCUCACUCUUUCCUAUGCUACUAAAGAAAAGAAACAGAGAAUUAUGCGACUAGGCAAGAAAAAGGAAAAGGAACGAGAAACAGAGAGUCGGCGAGAAGUUGUCGAUGGCGUGAGCAGGCUGCUGGGGAGCGCCAAGAACCAGCCAUUUAGAGUGAGCAUAGACUCAGCCGAGUGGACAAAUGUAAAGUUCUUCCAGUUGUCCUCCCAGUGGCAGACACAGAUCAAGUCCUUCCCCAUCUCUCUGUUCAGCCUCCAGGACUCAAACUUGUGACUCAUUUCUUCAAAGGAUUCAGAAAGUUAGUAGAUUGCUUAUUGAGGAGCAGUUGCUCAAUAGAAGAGGAAGCCAGAAGGAUGGAUUAUGUUAAUAUCACAAUUUUCUAAGUCAUAGCAUUUUUUAUGUAAUAUUAAGUACUGAUAUGAAAUGUGCUAGAAUGUUUGUAUUUUCUUUUGAUUAAAUAUUGUCAAUGAUUCUUUAUGAGGUACUCUGUCUCUUCCCAUAACUGUUGAGGAGUGAAGAAGUAGCUUUAUUUUAUAAUGUAGAAAAAUGCAAGGGACUCUGGUGCAUUAAUGUAGUGGAAUUGUACUCUCCUGUGAAUAAUACACAUUUUGAAUUAUUUUUGCAUAUUGUGGAUUAGUAGUGCAUACAAAUUAAAUCAUAAAUUCUUUUCUACAUGGAAUCAUUGUGCAUAUCUGUCCGCAAUAUUUUCAGAUGAUGAUGGGUCACAAUAUCACAUCUAAAUGUAGUCCUCAUCCUGCCGAGUUGAUGCUUCUUAAUUAAUAAAACUUUACAGUUGUGUAUAACUUUAUUUUGAAAAUAAGGAAUUUGUGGAAUGUCUAAACCUUACUUUUGCUACAUGUCACACAUAUGCUGGUGAAAGUUCCUCUUAACUUAAGACUUGUUUGAACCAUUGUGUUAUUCAUCAAGGAAUACAAUUUUAUUUGGUUGUUUUCCUGAAGUUUGAAUACCAGUGAAGCUUACUUAAUUUCUGUUGAUAUAAACAAGUUUAGAUAAACUCUAAUAAUAGUUUAAAAGUGUCAUAGUAAUAACAUCUAAAUAUACAAUGGUGUUUCUUUGCAAUUCAUAUUAAAGAGAAGGACAGAUUUGUUUACUUCAACUGCACAAGGAUUACAAUAAGUCUGUUGACAUGGCUGUCUUAACUUAAAAGUAUUAUAUUAUUAUUAUUAUUAUUAUUAUUAUUAUUAUUAUUAUUAUUAUUAUUAUUAUUAUUAUUAUUAUUUAUUAUUAUUAUUAUUAUUAUUAUUACUGACUGGUAUCAGGAGAAACCAUCCCUAUAUGCAAUGUGCUCCAUUCUCAAUUCCAUUCUCAAUUAAUUCAGUAUACAGUGGAAGUAAUUUUAUCAGAACUCAAUUACUGAAAUCAUUCCAUGUUUAUGAAUUAAAUAUCAUCAUCUCUUGACAUCUCCAGUGUGGUCAACUCAAUCCUGCAAUCUGCCACCUGGCUUGACCCUUCAACUUCCUAUACCCAGACAACAUCCACAACCAUGUUUCAUUUUCUUUCCUGUCCCUCCUUCAAACUGAGGUAUCCUUAGGGCAGUGAUGACAAAGGGAUCAUACUUCUUUCAUAAGAUUAUCUUACAAAUGUGUAACAAAUCUAUGUAUUUUGAAUUUUAUCAAAUAAAUUAUCCUAAUUUUG
Molecule: messenger RNA, 4850 nt
Organism: Scylla paramamosain (green mud crab)
Lineage: Eukaryota; Metazoa; Arthropoda; Malacostraca; Decapoda; Portunidae
Gene: KrT95D
Product: phosphofurin acidic cluster sorting protein 1-like
Exons: 19
Coding region: 123-3467 (1114 amino acids)
Biological process (GO): protein localization to plasma membrane
Source: RefSeq, a predicted model, not a curated record